AUGUCUUCUUACGGUAGCCGAGUGCACAAGAUAGCUAGCAUUUUCCGAAGGGUUACUGGCUUACUGGAAAACGGAGCGAUGGAGGCAAAGGAUAGGCCACUGUGGUACGACGUUUAUAAGGCUUUCCCACCUAGAGUGGAACCCACUAUGGAGAGAUCACUACCAGCUGAUCUCCACACUCGGGAGAUACUCUAUGCAGAGGAUGUGGGACGAGUAGCCUUCCUUCAGAAGUAUGAGGAUGCUGAUGAAGAUCUUCACAAUCUCUUUGCACCAAGCGAUAAAGGCACUUGCAUGGCCAAAUUCAUCACAAAAGCACGGGCAUUGGGCGCGGAUGCUGAUCAUACUCUGUGGACAGACGAGGCUUUCCUUGAGAAGGACUUCGUAUUUUUGGGUUCCGGUUCGGCCUAUCCAUCACCCCACAGAGCAGCCUCAGGUCUAAUUCUGCGACACACCAACGGCACCCAGUGGCUUUUCGAUUGCAGUGAAGGUACGCAGGUACAAUUGCAGAGUUGCGCAGCUGUCCGAGCGCAAAGAAUUUCGCGGAUCUUCAUAACUCAUCUUCAUGGGGAUCAUAUCUUCGGAUUGCCGGGUCUUUUGGCCACUAUUUCAGGAAUGCGGGAGCAUGCAGUGGAUCCGAGGUGGGUUCUAACAAUGGAGUCGAGGGAGGAUUCAAGUCCACCGGAUUUGGAAAUUUAUGGGCCUUGUGGAUUAAGACGAUUCUUGAGAAUUACGACUGCAAUCUCUUGGUCUCUACUGCGAAUGACUUAUGUUGUACAUGAACUGCAUCCUCGACCCGACCAGGUAGCCAAUUGUUUUCCCUACUGGACUGCCACUGAUUCCGAUCCUGUGCGAGACAGGAUGCUGCCCUUUGAAAGGACAGGCAGGGAUAUUCACCCUGACCCUGAUGGCUUCUUUCGUGACAUCUUCGGAGCAAGAGAGGUAGGGUUGAAAGAUGGAAGGGAAGACUUUGUAGUUCAUGCUUUUAUGCUUGAUCACCCAGUCCCCUGCGUGGGCUACCUCCUACUCGAGCCUGCGCCUCUGCCUCGCCUUCGGGCAGAUAAGGCCGUUGCACUUGGCGUCAAACCUGGUCCUCUCAUGGGCAGGCUGAAGCGGGGCGAGUCGGUGACCUUUGAACGCGAUGGCAAAGAGGUAACAGUUAAUCCUGUCGACGUACUGGAUGUCGCUUUACGUGGGCGAAGGGUGGCCAUCCUUGGAGACAGUCGUGACUCCUCCGAACUGCGCCGUCUCCUCAUAAGUCUCUUCAGUACUCCCUCUGAUGACUCCAAAGUCGAUAAGUGUGGUGAUGCAAGUGAUGGCUGCCGAUGGCGGCUGGAUUGUCUGGUGCAUGAG
This is a messenger RNA of Hydatigera taeniaeformis, 1350 nucleotides long. Lineage: Eukaryota; Metazoa; Platyhelminthes; Cestoda; Cyclophyllidea; Taeniidae. The record is from the annotation of a GenBank genome assembly.